AUGAAACAAGAAGAAGCAAAGAUGUGCAAACCAGCCGACGAUCACAACAGCACCAGUGAAACUUUCCACCAUAGCAGACCGAGUCUUGACAGAUCACAAGGAACAUUGAGUGUUUGUCCACCUCCAAAGGCAGCGCCAAUUAGACAUCCAAGAUACGAAAAACGAAUCUCCAUCGAUCUGAUGCCGAUGACGCUCGAAGAAAUUGAGUGGGCCAUGGGAGAUGCAAAGAUUCAAGAAGAAGAAAGAGAAAUACAAGAGAUUAGAGAAAGACUGCGGAAACGAAAGCAGGCAAAAGUAGCAGCGGCGGCGGCAGCCAUGGCAAAUGCACCAACAUCGUCAAGGGAAUGA
This is a messenger RNA of Cylindrotheca closterium, 348 nucleotides long. The record is from the annotation of a GenBank genome assembly. NCBI's taxonomy places the organism in Eukaryota, Bacillariophyta, Bacillariophyceae, Bacillariales, Bacillariaceae.